AUGACUGAGCAAAAGAAGAACCUUCGUAUAGUUGGAGGAUAUAAUGCUACACCUGGAGAGUUUCCUCAUAUGAUUUCGAUACAACAGGCUAAUGAUAAGAAUUUUAAAGUUCAUAUCUGUGGAGGAUCAAUCGUAAGUCAGAUAUGGGUCCUUACGGCAGCACAUUGCUUUAUGGAAUCCGAAUAUUUAAUACAAACUCGGAAGAUUUUUGUAAUUGCUGGUGCUUGGGAUUUUAGUGAGCCUUCACAGUAUCAACAGGAAGUACUUGUGGACAAAGGCAUCCGAUAUCCCCUCUAUAAAAACAAAACUUUAUCGCAUGAUAUAGGUUUAUUGCAUCUCGCAAAAGCCCUCGUCUGGAAUGAAUGGGUUAAGAUAGUGAUCCUGCCUGAUCCUGAUACUCCUCCCAAAGGCAAUGCAGUUUUAUCAGGUUGGGGCCUCAUUAAUGUGAAAGAACAAGUCUAUCCAAAUAUUCUUCAACGUCUGUACAUGCGCAUCCUUACCAUGAAGGAAUGUUAUACUACCUUGAUGCCAUUUAAAAGGCAUGAUGAACUCCAUUUGGAAAUGAAUAUCUGUACAAAAUCUUAUACUGAUAGGCAAUAUGGUUGCACUGCAGAUUCUGGUGGUCCACUGGGUACGUGGGAUGGUGAUAAUUUUAUCCAACUAGGAGUCUUUUCUUGGACAAUGUAUCCUUGUGGUCGGCGUGGUUCUCCAGGGAGUGAAUAUGAAUGGUCGAAGAGUGAAUCCUGA
Messenger RNA from Phlebotomus papatasi, 747 nucleotides. RefSeq names its product trypsin-1-like. Bases 1 to 747 code for a protein of 248 amino acids. The transcript is spliced from 4 exons. Gene Ontology annotation, biological process: proteolysis. Gene Ontology annotation, molecular function: serine-type endopeptidase activity. The record is from RefSeq and is a predicted model, not a curated record. Lineage: Eukaryota; Metazoa; Arthropoda; Insecta; Diptera; Psychodidae.